This is a messenger RNA of Acanthopagrus latus (yellowfin seabream), 4627 nucleotides long. Its product is annotated as transcription factor 15-like. The transcript is spliced from 2 exons. Bases 208 to 873 code for a protein of 221 amino acids. Gene Ontology annotation, biological process: developmental process; regulation of transcription by RNA polymerase II. The record is from RefSeq and is a predicted model, not a curated record. Gene Ontology annotation, molecular function: RNA polymerase II transcription regulatory region sequence-specific DNA binding; DNA-binding transcription factor activity, RNA polymerase II-specific; protein dimerization activity. NCBI's taxonomy places the organism in Eukaryota, Metazoa, Chordata, Actinopteri, Spariformes, Sparidae.
UCCCCGCUCACUGUAGUGACGCUCAUGUGUCCACACCUCUCCAUACUCCACUGCGACUUUUAGGACCAAAACAUUUGGGAGACAGGAGCUUCUGCAUGAGAUCCAGCCCUCCUUUACAGCCGGGCAGUACUGUAGCUGCUAUAAGAGCCCUCCCUGUCAUGAAGACCAUCACACUGUGGACCAUCCUAUGAGGAAGCGCCUCAACACAUGUUUGACUUCUGCUGGCUAAGGCUUGCUGCGACUUUUACGCACGGCUUGUCUGCAUGCAGCGGUUUUGUAGUUGUGGCCUGGGACUGUCUUUUCCCUGUGAAAUACUUCCAGCUUGUGAUGGCUUUUACUAUGCUGAGGCCGAUAUCGACGCAUCCUUUUUCUUACCCCGCUGACCUGACCUUGAUGUCGGACGACGAGGAGGGAAACCGCAGCGAGAGCGACGGCAGCACCGACCAGGGCUACGGGUGCUAUGGGACUCCGGAAGGGAGUUACCGUCGGGAGUCCGGCGGUGUGGUGCGGCAGCGGAACGCCGCUAACGCCCGGGAGAGAUACCGGACCCAGAACGUCAACACGGCCUUCACGGCGCUGCGGACGCUCAUCCCCACAGAACCUGUGGACAGAAAACUCUCCAAGAUCGAGACGCUGCGCCUGGCGUCCAGCUAUAUCUCGCACUUAGCCAAUGUGCUGGUGGUCGGUGACGGGACAGAGGACGGCCAGCCCUGCCUCAGUGCUGUCUACAAGGAGCUGAAGGGGAGAGGAGAGGGCAGACAGCCCCGGACUAUCUGCACAUUCUGCCUCAGCAACCAACGGAAAGGGGUGAAAGACAGACGGGACUGUGUGAAAAUGCAUGGAGGCAGUGCGAGACAAAUGAGUCGACGAUGAAAAUAUCUAACUUGGUACAGGAGAAGAUCUCUUCAGAGCAGACGAGCACCGAACAUUUGAAUCUAGAGACAUCUCAUCACCGCAACAGUCUUGUAGGACUGCUCUGACUUUUUGGGAGUUUGGCUCAUUGGUCACUUACCCAGUGUGUCUCCAGCAAGAUACAUUAACUCUCUCCAGUGAAAUACACAGUGUCAAGCAGGGUUGUUGUAAAAAAAGAGGAAAGGCGCUCCAUGACAAACUUGCCAAGCACGUUAGGAGAAGUGCUAAAACAGACAGGUGGUCAAACUCCACACAAUGAAUGAUCUUUCAGAAGCAGAAUACGUCUUUGCCUGCAUCUCAGGGACUGAUGAGACAAACUCCCACAAAAAUAUGCAUCGUUCAUUAAGAUGAGUUCUGGAACCUUAGCUCUCAAACGGACUUGCAGCCUGCAAGAAAACAGCUUUGGGAAUGACUUGUGAGAGAGGACAGAGCAGCUUGUGUGUAAAAGGACAUAUCUGUGGGACACUGUCGCAUCUGCUUUUUCAUUACAUGUUUCAGUCGACUUUAAAAUGAAAUGUAUUUUUACAUAGACACGGUUCUUUUACUCUCUUGUAACAUCAGAUGUAUUUUGAAGUCGUAAAGGUUGCAGGGCUGUUUCGCUACCUUUAAUGGUUUUAUAAUUUUUUUUCAUUAAUGCACUGGAAACAUUUUUGAGCUGUUCUAUUUAUCUUUUAACUAUUGUGCAUUCUUUUUUUGCAAAUUGGACAUAACUCUUUACUGUGUGUGAAAAAAAGAAAAGUGAUCUAAACAUAUAGUUUACAUGGUAUUAUGUAUACACACAAAAAUGUAUAUUCUAAACAACUGAAGUGACUGGGGACUUUUAAAACAUUAAGACGUAACAAACAACAGAUGUGGAUUACACUAGAUGAGCUGAAUGGAGGCAUUUCAUGGGUUUUUGGGGUACUUUUUUAUGUGUUAAAACAAGUUUCCAGGUACUCUGGUUGUUUAGGAGAAUGCAGCAAUGCUGUUUUGAAGUGAAGCUCCAAAAAUGUUUUGUGGAAAUAUGAAAUAUAUGAAAGUUCACCUGACUUUCCAUCGGCAUGGAGGGAGGAGAUAAUGAAUUAAUAUACAUUUUUGGAUGAACUUAUCCUUUAAAAUACUGUAUGAACUAUGUCUAGGUCACUUAUUUUCCACUGUCACAUUGAAGUUAAGCACUGGGUCAACCAAUUUGUUAACAAACAGAAAAACACCAAAUACAAAACAAAAAGCACAGUUUUUGAAACAUCCCGUUUUUGAGAUGUCAAUUUUUGCAUCCAUCCCAAUACAGUGGGUGUCCCCAUUACUCUCUGAUGAAGUAACAGUCCCUACGAAGAGUGCUGACAGCGUGUUCUGUGGAGUAUCCUGAGUUUCUGUAUUGGGUAGAAGCAGAAAUCUUGGAGUCAGCUAUCUAAAAAUGUGAACUGACCCUUUAACAUUGCAAGCUUAGCUUGCAGGUCAGUGAAGUUGCAAACAUGUAGACUAUGCAACUGUACCCAUUCAAAUCAGCAUUUUCCUGAUUAUUUCAAAGGUUAUAACCAAAUGUUCCACAUUCAAAGAGCCCAAAGAAAAAUACCUUAACAUUACUGGCAACUUCUGCCUGUAACUGCUCAGAGAGUGAAAUCUAUACGGGGAUUUCCUCUGAAGGUUUACCUUCUCCAUCUGAAUAAUAGCAAGGAAUCUCAACAGAGGAAGUAAUCAAUCUCUUCCCUCUCUGAAGUCGUUGUAUCCCAGCAGUAUGUGGCCACAGAGAGCUCUGUCAGGGUGGUAGGUCCAGAGUUGCCAGUUAGGAAGGCAUGAAUCAGACUCAACUCUGGGAAAAGGUAAAGGCAAAACAGGAAAGACACAAAUUAAUGUUGUUGGAUCCAUUGUGGUGACUGAUGAUUACUCAUGGGGACCAUCAGGGAGUUUAGCUCAUUACUGGAGCCAUGCCAGUAAGAUCAACCACAGAGAGGUAGAAGCAGAGUUUAAAGUUUGGUGUAGGGGCUGAAAAAUACCUCCUCAAAUAUACAGUUUUAAGUUCACACAUGUGUUUGUUCUCUUGUUAAACAAAUCAAACCCAUCAUCUUGUUUUUUUCUGAAUGCAACUGAAACUAGACUAGAUAAUUAUCUGUUUUCAUGAAUAACACAAUAACAGGGCUGAUCUUUGGCAUGCCGCUGCUCUGGUAGUAAAUCUCCCAGGUUGGGAUCCACAUGUGGUGUUGAUCAGUCACAGCUAAUAUCACCGAGCACCCUGUGACCAGAAAAACACAGCUGCUGAUGAAUUGAUGUUAUAGAUCACAGAAAGAGAGCAGCCUCAGCUAUGUGUGAGAAUCAGUGCACACGCAGACAGAGAGACAUCCAAGUUUAUAUUUGGAUGUACAAAAGCUACAAGUGCUCAGAGGAAAGGCUUAAAGGAUGAAUGCCAGCAGAUUUAGCUGAACAUUCUGCACUGCAUUAGCUUGCAACUAUCACAUGAUGUGGCAAAAAAGUAGACAAGAUAUCCACUAUGAUGGAUUACCUCAUUCUAACAAGUCUGAAGAUGUAGUUAGAGAAGAAGAUUGAUACCAGUCUCACAUCUAUAUGUUACAUUUGAAGUUACAGCCAGGAGGUGAUUAGCUUAGCAUGGUGCAAAGACUGGAAGAGGUAAACAGCAAGCCCAGUGCCAUCCGAAACUAACAUAAUCCAUCUGCCAACACCUAUAAAGGAGUACAAAAACCAGAGUGUAAAACAGACACAUUUUUAAUUUAUGUGGAUGUCUAUUUAUAGGCCCUCUAAUACUUCCAGUUUCCAGUCUUUUUGCUAAUCCAACUGCUGCUGGCUCUGGUGUUAUCUGCGAGUUUCCCUGGGAAGUUACUGGGGAAACGAUUACGUGUCAAUAGCAAUUUCUGAAGAGGACACCAAAGAUGCCAGCAAAAUGACUGUCAUUCUAAAUGCAUCUAAAGAUAACGCUGAUUAUGCCUACUAUUAAACUAUGCUGGAUAAGGAAAGGUAAAUAACAUCAGUGUUGUACCUGCAUGUUAAAAGCCGUGGCUGCUUCAUACCAAUACUUUAAUCAUGUUGACACACGAUAUAACUGUGAGGUAACAGGCAGAACAAAUGCAGUCAUAACUGCAAAUGUGUUUUGUUCUAUUAAGGUAGUAUAUAAAAAAGUUUAAAAAAAUGUCUUUCAGCCCAGCCGCCAAGAUAAAAUCUUCUCAUCUCAUCUCAUCUCAGAUGAGUAUUGUUUACAUUUUGACAAUGUGUCAUGCUUUAUCAUGGUCACAGUACAUGCUAAUUAACUGACUUUCAUGCUGAUCGGUGGAGGAGAUGGUGGACCUUUUCUGACGAGACACCACAUUCCAAACUUGUACACGUGACACCACUGGAUAUUCUAAGGGGACCAUGGGACAUUUUCCACCACAUUUUGUUAGAAGUCAGGUCAUCUGCAGCUGUGAUUAUGGCCACAAGACGGGUUGUUUUUAAUAAGAUCUCGGAAGGUCUGCAGCGGUUUGUGGCAACCAAAACAGGUAGCUCUUUUAAACCAACACACCAUAUUUUCCUCACAUGAAGCAUUUAUUUGUGCUUAAACCUAACCAGAGCAGAAGCACAUAGUUUAGAAAAAACAAAAAUAGCAUCUUUUGUUUUCUUUCGUCUUAUGAGUGUGGAGGUGCAGGUUGAUUGGCAGUGGACCCAAUCAGUGUGAGGCACAAGCAGUCCAUAAAGUUGCUUAUAUAGAUAUUCAUAAAUUAAUGAUAGAGUGGAGAAUGGCAUGUGACAA